Molecule: messenger RNA, 6587 nt
Organism: Pygocentrus nattereri (red-bellied piranha)
Lineage: Eukaryota; Metazoa; Chordata; Actinopteri; Characiformes; Serrasalmidae
Product: interferon-induced very large GTPase 1-like
Exons: 6
Coding region: 353-6082 (1909 amino acids)
Molecular function (GO): GTP binding
Source: RefSeq, a predicted model, not a curated record
CGGAUGUGUUUUGAGCGUCCAGCAGGAGUUUGCUACGUUUCCAACGUUUGCUAAUAAUUCGUUCUAGAUGGACUUAAAAUACGUGCUUUAAAAGCUGAAACAGCGACUAAGGAACACUGGAACACGCUGACCGCAGAUGAAGACUCUCUGCGGGCUCGAUAAAUGUAGGCUGCGUAAAGACGCUGUGCGAUUUUAACAUGAUCUGUCUUACGUUCUGUCCAUGCAACUUCUAAACUAACCCGAAUAGUAAUCAUUCAGGUUACGGACGAUAAACCACUCGUUUUCCAAAACGGUGUGUCCAGGUAGAGCUUCCUGAAGAGAAACACUCGUGAGUGCUUUGAAAACUGUGAAGAUGGCUUCCGGACAGUCUAGUGGAGGUCAGAGUGAAGAGCUGCUAGCAGCACUAAUAGGAAGCAGAAAAGCUGUGAAAUAUGGAAAAGACAACCUUCUCUUUGGCAAAGAUAAACAAGACAACCUAAAACCAAUGAAAGUAGCUAGCCACCUGUCUGUGGUCAACAUGAUGAAGCUAAUUAAAACUACAGAGAGUUGCCCUUUUCAAAAAGAGAUUAAUGCCUUUUUAUUGGUAAUUAAACUGCCAAGUGCAUCACAAUGCAAAUGGUACAAAAUUAAUAAAUGUAUUGAAAAAGCAAAAAUUACAAUGGAUCAUAUCCAGAGACAUUAUGGAGAGACAGCACUAGCUAACACAAUGAUCCUUUUUACCAGAGGAAAUAAUCCAGUAAGUGAUUUUGAACAGAGCCCAGACAUCCAAAAUCUCCUUAAGAAAUGUAGUGGAGUAACGUACACUUGCUGUAAACGAAUGAAGAAUCAUCAAGAAAUCUCAGAGUUGGUUGACAAAAUCAAGUCCAUUACUCAGCAUAAGGAUAACAGGCCUCAGGAACAGAAUAGUAUGAGGAACAAAGAAGAACAUGAAGAAGACGGAAAUCUCAAAGAAGAAAAGCUAAACAACAAACUCAGAGGAGACAUGACAAUGCAGGGGCUGAAUAACACAGAAAUUAUAGAAGAGGAACGGACAGUGGACGAGACAAAGGCUAUUCAAGCCUGUCAAUGGGAUGGUAAGCAAGACGAAAGCAGACAAUCAGAAAACCAGCUCUUCAGUAAACAGGAAUAUCAGGAACAAUCGGGAAGGACAUCAGCCACAGGAAGAGUAGAGACAGACAGAACUGUACAGCAUUCAACAAAACAGGAAGACAACAAUAUGAGGAAGCAAGAGGAACAUGAAGAAGAUGGAAGUCUCGAAGAAAUGCAAAACAACGAGCUCAAUGGUGACAGAACAUGGGUUCCUGCAUUAAGUAAUGAAAACGCAGAACAACACAAGGUGCCUGUGGUUGUAGAGAACCUGUCACAGAGGAGGGCAUCCAGCAGAAAUACACAACAACUUCACAGUUCACAGGACAGUACCAAAGAGAUACCUGUGGAUAGUGCUGAGGAACUUCUGCAGAGAUUUGGACUGCAGAAUUUCUAUCCCAACAAACUUAAUAUGGAUGCUGUCCUGUGUGUAGAAAGAUCAAAGGAAACACUUCAGACAGAAAGCAGUGUGGCUUUUAAUUACCUGCAGAAGCUGCUGAUGCUGAACUACAGAGCAAGAUUCAUAACAGAAGAAAAGAACAACCCAGAUAUAAUUUUUCCUAUUAUAUCAAGAGAGGACUAUGAAAGCAAAAAAUACACUGACAAUGAUAGUUUGUUUGGAGACAUAGAGGAUGAUGUCAACAAUCAGUCCAAUCAAAUUCACCCAAUGGACGUCCAGAUGGCAGUUUUCCACUGUGCAGACAGUUUCCUGAGGCAGUACAUGGUGACUAAACUCUCCUCCUGCCAAUACGCUCUGCCUCUGCUUGUGCCCAGUCCUACAUCUACAGACAUUGAACUCCCUCUCUGGACCUUUCGGCAGAUCAAGAAGACCUGGAAGUCAGUUGGUGGUCUCAGCACAUCAUUGCCAGUCUGUCAGAUUAAAGCUCCAAUGGUGUUUUUCUGCAGGCUGGGCUCUGUUUCCACUUCCAAAUCCCAGCUGCUGAAUUCUGUGAUUAACCCAAAGCACAACAUUUUCUUCCACAGAGACAGUCCAGGCAGCAGCAGGAACUGCCUGUUCAUGGAGGGGCUGGUGGAGAUUGCCUGGUACUGUCCUGCAGGAAACACUGAUGACCUUUUCAGUGAAUGCCUCGCAUUCUGCAAUCUUCAUGGAGAUGCUUCAGAGCACAUAGAACAAAGAGAGUUUAUGAUUGAACAGGCCACAGUCAUUAUUGUCCUGAUGCAAAAUUUGGAGCUUGAUGAGAAAGGCAAGGAGUUGUUAUUGAAGCUUCACAAGUCUUCAAAACCUUUAAUCUGUGUUGUCAGUGAUCUACAGAAAGGUCCUCUUAAGAUGGGAACUAAGUAUAAUGUGAAAAUUGGACUCAAAGACAGGAAUAACGCUGAGUUACAUAAGGAACUGAUAACUACCAUUAAAGUAUGUUUGAAGAAAUGUGAUUCAAGUCCCACUUUCAGCCUUAUGGAAAUCUCAGAACUGACUAAAAGCUAUAAGUUCAGAAUUGAUGAAGACAAUGAGGAAUGCCAGGAAGGAAAGACUGGAGCUCUGGGGAUCAUAAAGCUGCUGAAAGGAGAAGACAUCUCCCAAAUCAAGGCCACUUUCCUGGCUUGUCAGGGGAAACUGUGGCAGGAGUGGAGCAGAAAGAAGAAGCAGCUUUAUCGCUUGUAUGGAGAUGUGGAACAGACCAAGAGCAAAAUACAGGAGGAAAUGAAGUCACUACGCAAACAACAAAGAGAGUCUUCACUUGAAUUUAUCACCACUGUUUGUGAAAAUUUAAAUUCCAAGUCAGUUACAAAGAAAAUGUACUUUGUGAGAUGGCUUGGAGUCUACCUGGACAUCUCAUUUUCAGAGAAGCUUUCAGAAGUUACUCAGCAAUAUUACAAACAGUUGUCUGCAGUACAUCUUUUUAAACAAAAGAGAGAAGUAAGUGAUGAUUUCAGAAAAAAGGAGGAAGAACUUGAAAAAUUAUCAGAGAAGGUGGAUGUAGUGACACUUGGUCUGGAGCACAUAGUGAGAGAAAUGGGUCAGAUUUAUGAGGCCUGGGCUGAAACUCCUGACAGAAUGACAGCAGAGGUUUCUAUUCUCCCUGUUCUGGCUGCAGACCUCCUGAUCUCUGGACAUCCACUGGAGCUGAUGGAUGGAGAUGCUGCUCAUGUCCCUCUGACCUGGAUAGAGUCUGUUCUGGACAAGGUCACUGAGAGCCUGGGGGACCAGAGAGUGUUCGUGCUGUCUGUUCUGGGUCUGCAGAGCUCAGGAAAGUCCACCAUGUUGAACGCCAUGUUUGGGCUGCAGUUUGCUGUGAGUGCUGGCAGGUGCACAAGGGGAGCUUUCAUGCAGCUGAUCAGAGUGAAAGAAGAGGUUAAAGACCAGCUGAAGUUUGACUACCUGCUUGUGGUCGACACAGAGGGGCUUCAGGCUUUAGAGCUGGCUGGAAAAUCAAGAAUGAAUCAUGACAAUGAACUGGCCACUUUCAUCAUUGGCCUGGGAAAUAUGACCCUGAUAAAUGUAUUUGGUGAAAAUCCUGCAGAAAUACAGGAAGUCCUUCAAGUCGCUGUUGAGGCCAUACUUAGAAUGAAUAAAGUGAGACUGAAUCCAAGCUGCAUGUUUGUGCAUCAGAAUGUGACCGACAUCACAGCUGCAGAAAAAAAUAUGGAGGGAAGCAGACGUCUGCUAGAGAAACUGGAUGAAGUUGCAGUUUCAGUUGCUAAAACAGAGGGUUAUGAUUUAAAAUGCUUCAGUGAUGUGAUCAAAUUCAACAUACAGACAGAUGUGCAUUACUUUGCCCAGCUGUGGGAGGGAAACCCCCCCAUGGCUCCCCCAAACCCACGUUACAGUGAAAAUAUUGAAAAUCUGAAACAGGCCAUUCUCAAAGCUGCAGCAGGAAAGAACUGUCUAAAACUCUCAGAGCUCAAAGUCCGUAUUAAAGACCUGUGGAGUGCAGUGCUGAAUGAAGACUUUGUGUUCAGCUUCAAGAACACACUGGAAAUAUCAGUAUACAGGAGAUUGGAGGUCAUGUAUGGGAACUGGACGUGGUCUCUUAGGAAAGCCUCACUGGUUAUUGAGAACAAACUACGCAAUAGGAUAGAAAAUGCAAAACAACUAUCGAUCAGUCACAGAAUGAUCCAUGAAGAAAUAAAUGUGACUUUCAGUAACAUAUUAAGAGAAAUGGAAAAGUUCUUUACAAAAGACAAAGACACAAAGAUCCUUUCUCAGUGGAAGGAAAGAACUGAAAAAAAAAUUCAAGAGCUGACAAAUAGCCUAGCUGAAGAGACUAAAAUGAGGUUAGACCGAGCAGUACAGCAGAAAAAAAAAGGGACAAAGCUAGAUGAAUUAAAAUCACAGUAUGAGGAAGAGCUGUUAAACAAGAGUAAAGAUUUGGCUUCUACACUGAAAGAUAAGGCCAUGAAUGAGCUGGACUUCAAAAGAGAGUUUGACUCAAUGUGGGGAAAAUGGCUUUCAGAUCUGAGGGUAGAAACGCCUCCAACUAAAGACGUCAAUGUAGAGCAGGAAGUGAUGAACAUACUGAGUUCAUAUUUUGAACGUCGCACCAUUUAUUCCAACACAGACACUGGACAUUACACAGAGAUUUAUAACAGAAGAGAUUAUUCUGACUAUGUCACAGUGAAGAAAGGCAUGUUUGGCAUUUCAUAUUAUAGUUUGGACACCAAAGAUCAUGACUCAGUCAGAAAGCUAGUGCAGCAGACAGUGAGAGAAGCCGAGGAGAUCAUUAGAACUAAACCAGUGGACAAAACAGGCUACAGUGACGCUUACACACAGGAGAUUGUGAACUGUGUGAAGAAGAGAGUGGCAGAGUUUAAAGCUGAGAAAUUCACCCUGAAGAAUGAAUUCACAGUGGAUCUGUCUCUGUAUAUCUGUUCCAUUGCAGUAAGAAGGUUCACUGAUCUUCACAAGGUCUUCAGAGACGCUAAUGAUCCUGUGAUUUACCUGGAAAAUAAGAAAGGAGAAUUUUUCUCCAUCUUCAAGAAGCAAUGUGAAGGAGCAACAGCCACUGCUGUGUUUGCAGACUUUGUCUGUAACAAACUCAAGCCGUCUAUCCUGCAGUCUGUCUAUGAUCAAACUGCCAUUGAUGCAGCUGGAGAAAUGAGAGCAAACUUCCCAGCAUUCAAUGGAAACAGGUCAAACCUGGAAAAACACAUCCUGCUUGAUCUGGCAGAAGCUGAAAGCUUUGACAGAUUCAUCACCUACAUCGAGGAUCCAAAGAAACACUUUUCAGAUUUUAUAGAAACAAAAUUUAAAGAGCAAAUUCUGGAAGGGAGAAACCCCAGAAUACUGGACAUUCUGAGGAACGCUGCAAACAUGAAGCAGUUCAGUGUUUCCACAGCCAUCCAGAAGGCCACAGAGGAAACUAAACAGAACAAAGGAGAUGUGAAUGAGUGGCUAAAGAUAUUUUCACUGGAGCUUCAGGUUGAGAUUAAAUUUGUUCUGCAAGACCUGAAAGGGGCUUACUACCAAGAAAUCACUGACAUAGACUUUUUUCACAACAUGAUAAAUAAAGCCCUACAGAGUGUUUUUAAUGAAACAACCAGCUGCUUUGACAACAUCUCUUCAGUCAGGAUGAAUGUGUUCAGCCAGAGACCAGAAGAUAUUCUGAAAAACCAGUUGUGUGGGUGUUGGGUUCAGUGUCCCUUCUGUGCAGCUAUUUGUACAAACACCAUAGAAGGACAUGAAGGGAAACACAGUGUUCCUUUCCACAGACCUGGUGGAGUCAGUGGGAGGUCAUGGCACAAGACAGACAAUCUGACUAUAGACAUCUGCACCAGUUUAGUAGCUAGUGAUGCUAAAAUAGUCCUGCCAGAUGGAAAGCGGAUCCAUUACAAGAAAUUCAGAAACUCAAACUAUGCCUGUUGGGGCAUCACGCCUGACACUUCAGAACAGGCCUAUUGGAAAUGGUUUGUGUGUCGGUUUCAGGAAGACUUGGAGAAAUACUAUGGCAAAACUUUUGAGGGAAAAGGAGAGAUUCCUAAAGUUUGGAGGAACAUCACUAAUCAAACGGCCAAAGAAAGUUUGAAGAACAGAAUUUGAUAUAAUGAUAUAAUCUCCCACCUAUUUUUAUAUUCUUUCUUUUUGUUAUUAAUACUAAUUUCUCAACACUGCACAUCUAAUAAAGCUCUGACUUCAGACAUAUUUUAAAGGAACACAUCUUGUAAAGAAGAUGUGAAGAAGAUACUCAGACUUGUUAAUUUGUAUCACUGCAAAAAAACAGUAACAGACUUAAUAAAGAAAUGAUUUUAUAUUAUAUAAUUCCAUUACUGGCUGCAUGCCAUUUGGAGGCAUAGACAUAUAGAUGACCAUGUGAAGAUGGCACACACCUCUAGGGAUGGGACUGUUCAUUGUUGUGUCUGUUGUUGGUUUAAUAUAGAUAUAUGUGUUUAGCAUGUUAUUUUGUGUCUUGGGUUAUGAGUGUUUUGUAUUAGGGGUUGGCCACCAUUAGUAGAGGUAAAGAGCCAAUUGUGACCAUCACCAUUGUUUUCAUGGUUUUUUAUGUGCCUUUCUGCCUGACAUCUCAAUAAAGAGCACUACAGCAGAA